AUGUCCGAAUCAACAAUCGCAUUCUUCGGCGCAACCGGCGGCUGCGCAAACGCCUGUUUAGCCCUGACCCUCCGCAACGGCCAAAAAGCCGUAGCACUAGCCCGCACGCCCUCAAAACUGACAACCCAACUCCUCGAACAACCCGGCCUAACGCAAGAAAUCCUGACCAAAACCCUCCGCAUCCAACAAGGCGACGCAACAAACGUCGAAGACGUCAUGAAGACCCUCAUAACCUCCACCUCCACACACGGCGAUUCAUGCCAGCUCGUUUCAACCAUCGUAUCCGGAAUCGGCGGCGCACCAGUAAUGACCUGGACCAAGGCGAAUCCAUGCGAAAAAAUGACCAUGCGAAUCCCAACACUACCCCACAUCUCACUAAACAACCCGCACAUAACGGAAGAAAGUACGCGCACACUCCUCGAAGCCCUGCGCCGCAUUGCGACGGAGUAUUUCCCUUCCUUCUCGGCGUAUGCCUCUGCCGCGCCGCGGCUGGCGAUCAUCUCCGGGACCGGGAUUGGGUCGAAAAAUGGGAUGAAGGAUGUUCCGGUACUUUUUCGGCCGAUGUAUUCGACGCUUUUGCCGGAGCCGCAUGCUGAUAAGUCGCGGAUGGAGGCGUUGUUGAAUGAGGAGCGGGGGAGGAAGGAGUCGUUGCUUGUUGGUGGGUUGGUUAUUGUUCGGCCGAGUUUUUUGAAGGGGGAUCAUCGGAUUGUGGCGGUUGGGGGGGGAUUCUGGUUGCGCGUGGGGACGGAUGAGAAUCCGGCUGCUGGUGUUGGGUAUUUGGUUGAUAGGGCUUUGAUUGGGGAGUGGAUUUUUGAGGAGGUUGUUAAGAGUGGUGGGGAUAGGUGGGUUGGAGAAGGUGUUAUUUUGACUUGCUAG
Molecule: messenger RNA, 876 nt
Organism: Penicillium manginii
Lineage: Eukaryota; Fungi; Ascomycota; Eurotiomycetes; Eurotiales; Aspergillaceae
Exons: 2
Coding region: 1-876 (291 amino acids)
Source: RefSeq, a predicted model, not a curated record